Puntigrus tetrazona (Sumatra barb) is the source of this 4573-nucleotide messenger RNA. RefSeq lists its product as uncharacterized. Gene Ontology annotation, molecular function: heme binding; iron ion binding; oxidoreductase activity, acting on paired donors, with incorporation or reduction of molecular oxygen, reduced flavin or flavoprotein as one donor, and incorporation of one atom of oxygen. Lineage: Eukaryota; Metazoa; Chordata; Actinopteri; Cypriniformes; Cyprinidae. Gene Ontology annotation, cellular component: intracellular membrane-bounded organelle; cytoplasm. The record is from RefSeq and is a predicted model, not a curated record. Gene Ontology annotation, biological process: xenobiotic metabolic process.
AUCACCAGUGCUGAAUUUAGCCAAAAGCACACUUACACCUCCACACACACACCGACACACACUCACUGCACACACAAACGUGUCCACAGCAAAUGAUGAAGUGACACCACCACCUCAAGCUCCUGCACCCGUGGAACCCCAGCUCCUGUAAGAAGAUAAAAAUAAAAUGAGUAUAUGCAAUGUGUAUUACACAAACCAAAACCUUACACACUAAUCCAGGCAAUAAUGUCACAAGAAAAAGGAAAGGGAAACGAACAAACAAAUUCAACCAAGGCAAACUAAUGUUGAAUAUAAACAAUACAAAAUGUCCAACAAAACAAAAAAUACACAAAUUAUAAAAAAGGAAAGAAAAAGAAUACAAUUUUUGUAGUUCCACAAUGGAGGAGCAAAAUCCACACAGGGCACCGGCUACUCCAUAAUCAAAUAGAUGCCCUCAAGCAGAACCACUUUAAACAAAACAAAAACAAACAAUAAUAACCAGUAACACAAAUCACAAUCACAGGGAUCAGUAGUAGAUAGCAGGUAGCAGGUAGCAGAUAGCAGGUAGCAGGUAGCGGGAAGCAGGUAGCGGGAAGCAGGUAGCGGGUAAUAGAUCUCCGUAUCAACUAAGACUUCCGAGUAACCGAAAGUUCACGGCGCGACAGGAAAAAAACGUCAGGAACGGCGCAUUUAAUCGCCCAGGACGAAAGGGAGAAUCCUACAAAAAAGAUAUGGGCAAUUAACACCAUUACCGCUUGCAAAUCACACACUAAUAUUCCCCUUUAACCACCACCUAAUAGAGACUUACCAAACCGGAAAAAGUAUGCUCGCACGCAUUCACAAAUUGGGAUUCGGCAUCCUCAGUAAUACCAAUAACAAGCUAGGGUACAGGAAACUGCCUAUUAUUCAAACUGCGCACUCCGUCCAUACCAACCCAUUUUCUAGCAGUAUUAAGCGCUUACCUGAAUAAACAGCAGUCAUUAAACUCAUGGCCAUCGACAGAAAACAAAGGAAAAGACAGGCUAAAAUGAAAUAACAAACGAUUAGUCCACAACAUUAUAAAAGAGACAAACGAAGAGCUAACUGCUAACACAUACCUAAAACACAAGUCAACAUAACAAAAAACCAAAAAGGCGGGGCCGGAGGUGACGCAUGACCCAACAAAGCCAACCUGCUCUAAAAUAGGUCACACUUACUGCUGAUUGGCUGUUACAAAUGUCAGUCACCAUCACUUAUCCAAUACGAUCGGUCACAUCAACAACACUGAAAGGGUUAACUGCACGGUGAACUCCCACCCUCUUUCCACCCGUUUACUUUUAUAAAACUUCCCAGUCGUUCGCUGCUCUUGUGUUUGUCUUGAGACGAUCUGUCAGCAUGUGGACGGCUCUUACGAACUUAGAUCUGGCCGCUGUAUGCCUGGCUCUGAUUCUGGGCAUGAUCUUUAUGGUUCUGUUUGAGAUCUUCAGGAUCAUUUCACGCAGUAAUCAAAUCCCACCUGGUCCCAAACCUCUGCCUUUUUUGGGAGUGUUACCACAGCUUAUAAAGAAGCCGAUGGAGUUCAUAAGAUCGGUGUCUCAAUAUGGCGAGAUGUCUACUUUGUAUAUCGGAAGGAAGCCGACAAUAGUCCUAAAUACAAUCGAAGUCAUUAAGGAAGCAUUGGUUCAGGAGGCUUUUUCUGGAAGACCAUCUAUGCCUCUUAUAGACUGGAUAACUAAUGGACUUGGUAUUAUAGUAGCUAAGUUUGGUCACUCCUGGAGGCAGCAGAGACGUUUUGCUCUGCACACGCUCAGGAAUUUUGGCCUGGGGAAGAAAUCAGUAGAAGAUCGCGUGUUAGAAGAAAGCCGCUAUCUGAUUGCUGAAAUGCUUGAAGCAGAAGGCAAGUCUAUGAACCCCCAUCAUGCCAUACAGAAUGCAGUUUCUAACAUUACCUGUUCCAUCGUGUUUGGAGAUCUUGACUAUGAUAACAAGCGCUUUUCAUACCUUCUGAAAAUCUUGAAUGAAAACUUUGUGCUCGCUGGGUCGGCUGCAGGACAGAUUUUCAACUUAGCCCCCGUCAUCAAGCAUUUCCCUGGCCCGCACCAGAAGGUCAUGCAGAACUUCACAGAGUUAUUGGGUUUCAUCCGAGAUGAAAUAAAAGAACACAAGGAAACUCUGGAUCCAGACAGCCCUCGAGACUUCAUUGAUGCCUACCUGCUGGAGAUCGAGAAACAAAAGUCCAACGAGGACUCCACGUUUCAUGAGGAGAACAUGGUCAUGUCAACAGCUGACCUGUUUGUGGCUGGAACCGACACCACAUCGACCACCAUCAGAUGGGGACUCAUCUUCUUGAUUCAAAACCCAGAUGUACAAGAGCGAUGUCACGAGGAGAUUGUUGGUGUUCUGGGAUACGACCGUCUGCCCAGCAUGGAUGACCGUGAACGACUACCGUACACAUACGCCACUGUCCACGAGAUUCAGCGUUGUGCCAACAUUGUACCUUUAGGAGUCGUUCAUGAAACCACUCAGCCCACAAAACUACGAGGAUACGACAUUCCCCAGGGAACUAUGAUCAUGACAAACCUAGCUGCAGUUUUCAGCCGUAAGGAGCACUGGAAGCAUCCAGACGCCUUUAACCCGGAGAAUUUCUUGGAUGAGAACGGCAGCUUCUUCAAACCAGAGUCUUUCAUCCCAUUCUCACUCGGUCCGAGGGUCUGUCUCGGGGAGACUCUGGCGAGGACGGAGCUCUUCUUGUACAUCACCUGUCUCCUACAGAGGAUUCAUUUCUCCUGGCCGCCCGAGCCGCAGUCCAUCGACAUGGAUGGGAUCAUGGGUAUCGUACGCUAUCCUCAAAACUUCAACAUCGUCUGCCGUAGCAGAGAUACCAAAGAGCUCACGGUCAUCCGCUGCCAGUGUUCGUCUGGAAGUCAAUCUGGCAUCAUGUGGACGACUCUCGCGAAGUUAGAUCUGACCUCUGCGUGCCUGGCUCUGUCACUGGGCUUUAUUUUUGUAGUUUUGUUUGAGAUCUUGAGGCUUAAUUCCUGGAGAUCUAAAACUCCACCUGGUCCCAGACCGCUGCCUUUUGUGGGAACCAUACCGCAUUUUUUAAAGAACCCAAUGGAGUUCAUAAGAUCGUUACCUCAGUAUGGAGAGAUGACCACUAUGUAUCUUGGGAGAAAGCCAGCAAUAGUCCUCAAUACAUCUGAAAUUGCGAAGGAAGCCUUUGUCCAAAAUGCUUCAUCUUUUUCAGGAAGGCCACCUGUACCACUUCUAAUCUGGAUCACUGAAGGAUAUGGUAUCGUAAUGGCCACAUUUAGUCACUCCUGGAGGCAGCAGAGACGAUUCGCUCUGCACACGCUCAGAAACUUUGGUCUGGGGAAGAAAUCUUUGGAGGAUCGUGUGACAGAAGAAAGCACUUACCUGGUUCCUGAAAUGCUCAAAUUGGAAGGCAAGCCUUUCGACCCCCAACAUGCAAUACAGAAUGCCGUAUCUAACAUUAUCUGUUCCAUCGUGUUUGGGGAUCGUUUUGACUAUGAUAACAAGAGCUUUGCAUACCUUCUGGAAAUCGUUAAAGAGAACAUCAUACAGUCAGGGUCACUUAUUGGGCAGGUGUUUAACUUGCUUCCGAUCAUCAAACAUUUCCCAGGACCACACCAGAAAAUCUUUCAGAAUGCAGCAGAGUUGAAAGCUUUCGUCAGGGAAGCAGUCAAAUCACACAGAGAAACUCUGGAUCCAGACAGUCCACGGGACUUCAUUGAUGCCUACCUGCUAGAGAUUGAGAAACAAAAGUUCAACGAGGAUUCCACAUUUCAUGAGGAUAACAUGGUCAUGUCAGUAUGUGACCUGUUUCUGGCUGGAACUGACACAACAGCAACCACCAUCAGAUGGAGCCUCAUCUUCUUUACUCAAAACCCACAUGUACAAGAGCGAUGUCACGAGGAGAUUGUUCGAGUGCUGGGAUACGACCGUUUGCCCAGCAUGGUUGACCGUGACAGACUACCUUACACAUACGCCACUGUUCACGAGAUUCAGCGCUGUGCUGACAUUGUUCCCCUUGGCGUCUUGCAUGAAAGCACUCAGCCCGCAAAACUACGAGGAUACGACAUUCCCCAGGGCACUGCAAUACUUGCAAACCUAACAGAAAUUUUGACUGAUAAGGAGCAUUGGAAAUAUCCAGACACUUUUAACCCAGAGAAUUUCUUAGAUGAUAAUGGACAUUUCUUCAAACCAGAGUCUUUCCUCCCUUUCUCCUUUGGUCCAAGGGUCUGUCUCGGUGAGACCCUAGCAAAGAUGGAGCUCUUCCUCUUCAUCACUUCUCUAUUACAGCGGGUUCGUUUCUCCUGGCCUGCUGGUGUGAAGUGGCCAGACAUGAAUGGGAUUGUCAGUUUAGUCCGUUCUCCUGAACCAUUCAACAUCAUCUGCCACAGCCGAGGAUCCACAGAGUGAUUAUCAGUACACUUUCCAACAUUUACUCAGGUUUUUAGAUCAGAUUGUGGAUCAGCACCCAGAGAUGACGUUUGUCAGAGACCAGAACACCUAGAUAAACCGGAACCAGAUACGCACACACAAACACGCACACACAAACACAUACAUGUUGUAUUUGCAUGUUUUAUGGGGA